Messenger RNA from Aspergillus thermomutatus, 915 nucleotides. RefSeq names its product spherulation-specific family 4 protein. The coding region runs from base 1 to 915 and encodes 304 amino acids. The record is from RefSeq and is a predicted model, not a curated record. Lineage: Eukaryota; Fungi; Ascomycota; Eurotiomycetes; Eurotiales; Aspergillaceae. The transcript is spliced from 4 exons.
AUGGUCGAGAUCCGCCCCGCUCGCUCUAUUUCGGGCGCGAUUGUACGCUGUUUGCAAAGCCGGCGCUCUCGAAUCACUCUAGCCGUCCUUGUCUUUAUCGCUGUUCUGGCUGCUGUGAUCCCUCCGGCGGUUGUGGUGACACUACACAAGAAGAACGAUAUGGGCCCCAAAUCGAAGGUCUUUGUGCCUCUCUAUGUGUACCCUGCACCCGGAGCCUGGACUCCGCUUGAAGAUGUGAUCUCCAAACACCCAAACGUCAACUUCACGGUUGUGAUCAAUCCUGGGAGCGGACCGGGACCAGACGCUUUGCCUGAUGCCAACUAUACAUGCGAGAUCCCGAAGCUCGCCUCCUACGAGAAUGUGCGGCUUUUAGGCUAUGUGGCGACGACUUAUGCGAAGCGCAACAUCUCGCUGGUGCGCCAGGACAUCGAGACCUAUGCGGCGUGGCCCACCAACAGUUCCAACCCCGAUCUAGCUGUUCGGGGGAUCUUUUUCGACGAGACCCCCCAACAGUACGAUGAGGAAGCCUUGGCAUACCUGCAAGAGCUUACCGAUGUGGUGAAAAAAUCGCCUGGUUUUGGUCCAGAUCAUUAUGUUGUCCACAAUCCCGGGGCGAUACCGGAUUCGCGCUACCUGUCGACAGCCGAUUCGACAGUGGUGUUUGAAGCGACCUAUGACACUUUUCAGGAACGCCAUGGGGCCAACUUGUUCGCGGUGAUCCCGGAGAGCAACCGCAGCCAGCUGUGUGCGGUGAUCCACUCGGUGCCGGAGAGCGUCGAAGGGACCGCGCUCCGUGGACUGGUCAAGCAGGUUCGCAAGGUUGCAGAAGAGAUUUUCAUCACGCACUUGAGCAGCAACUACUACGCCAGUUUUGGGGGGCAGUGGAAUGAGUUUGUGGAUUUGAUGGCGAAAUGA